GUGAGAUGUGUGCUUUAUACCAACCUACAUUCUAUCGUUCGAUCAAACAAAAAUCGGUCGCUACUCUACUUGUAAUCAUCGAUCUGGCCGAGCCGCCAGAAGGCAAGCUUCAGGAGUUGCUUGGAAUCUCUCAUACUCGGGAUCAUACGGCCCUCUGUACUUACUGAAAAGUGGCAAUGACGAAGCGCGACGUUUCCAUGAUACCAUGCUUCGGCGAACACCCGGCCGACGCGGACUCGUUUCUCUCCAUCGUGACCGGUGCCGCGGCGGCUUGCGGCGCAGUUAAUGUGGCAGGAUGGAAUCUGCUCUUACCUUCCGCCGCUGUCAUAUGGCUAUGGAGAGCUUCAGCCUUGCUCGCAACUGGCGUGCCCCCGCUCCUGGUAGCGAUGGAAUACUUGGGGAUAACCAACCGGGGGGAGGCUUGUUCGCAACUUCGAGUUCAGUCCUGAGGCCGUGCAUGUGUAUCAUCGCUCGACUCAUGUUGCUCGGGGAGAUGAUACGCACACUGUUGUUCCUACCACCUGCAGUGUUUCGGACACCGAGUUGGUUCAUUAGCAUACCGCACGUCGGAUGAUAGGGGCCGGAGGUGCGGUCAUUUCCAUUCACUGGUCAAUGAGAUAGUCCGUACUACUAAUUCUCGAAGGCAAGGUGAUGUACAUAUGGUCAGAUCGUGACUUCGUGAGCAUCCAAACAUGUACCAUCAUUGCCACGAGCUGGCAAUGAUGAUCAACCAUGACCACGUGGCCGGCGCUGCUUCCGUACUAUCCUCAAGAAUCAUGUAGGCAGCCUGCGCGUAGCGACCACAAAGCCGUGAAGUUGAGGAAGUACCACGUUAUUGUCGCACCUGGUGAUGACGUGUCAG
This is a messenger RNA of Baudoinia panamericana UAMH 10762, 862 nucleotides long. RefSeq lists its product as uncharacterized. The coding region runs from base 177 to 449 and encodes 90 amino acids. Lineage: Eukaryota; Fungi; Ascomycota; Dothideomycetes; Mycosphaerellales; Teratosphaeriaceae. The transcript has a single exon. The record is from RefSeq and is a predicted model, not a curated record.